Cladocopium goreaui is the source of this 599-nucleotide messenger RNA. NCBI's taxonomy places the organism in Eukaryota, Dinophyceae, Suessiales, Symbiodiniaceae. The record is from the annotation of a GenBank genome assembly.
AUGUAUGCCUACAUUGGCUACAUCGUUGGGGCGACGAUUUCAUAUUUUGUCACAACUUUUGUGCUGGGGGACUACAUGCGGAAACGACUGGCCGCAAACUCCCAGCUCUAUCAGAAGUUCGAGGCCAAUGUCCGUCGCAAUGCCUUUGCUUACCUUGUAGCUGCGCGCUACACCAUGGUCUUCCCUUUCUUUUGCGUGAACGGAGCAGCCGCCUUGGUCGGGGUUCGAUGCAGGACUUUCAUUGCCGCGACCUCUGUGAGCUGUAUUCCGGGCUCCGUAAUUUACACAACUGCAGGGGGCGCGCUGGCCAACUUGCUACAUAAAAUGACUGAUGAUGAGGAACUGGACAAAAGUCAGUUGAUUUGGGCAGCUCUGAGUGAUAGCAAUGUGAAGAUUUGCAUGGCGGGCGUCACAUGUGCGCUCAUGGUGGUAGCCAUCAUCCAGUUCACUCAGUCGGAGGAGAAAUCCAAGGGAUCCUGAAAUCCUGUCCUGAGCUGAAACGAGUCGCUGCAUGGUGGGGCCCCACUGGAAAUGGCUUCAAGCCAAGCCUUAGAGCCUUGGUCCAUUUCCGGAAGGUUGGCCGACUGACUUGGAGAAAA